This is a messenger RNA of Volvox carteri f. nagariensis, 357 nucleotides long. RefSeq lists its product as uncharacterized. The transcript is spliced from 3 exons. The record is from RefSeq and is a predicted model, not a curated record. Bases 1 to 357 code for a protein of 118 amino acids. Lineage: Eukaryota; Viridiplantae; Chlorophyta; Chlorophyceae; Chlamydomonadales; Volvocaceae.
AUGCUUCUCGCAAUAGAAGGUUUGCUUCUCCGUAACGUGCGGCUCAGCUUCUUCUCAAACGCUAGCAGCAUGUCUUUGAAAACGACAGGAGGAAGAGCUUUUUUGCUGUGGACUUUCGAAGCGCGCCAAAUCACUUUCCGUGCGCGCCGAAGCGAAGUUUUCCCCUUUCAUCCCCAAAGUCUCUUCUUCGUUUCCGUCCAGGGGACGAAGAAGAGCACCUGGUCCAUCUACUUGGAAGUGCGCUGCGGCUUCGACAAGGAGGUUCUUUAUGGGAGUUGCACCAAGCCUCGAAAGGAGUGGUACGACCGGGAAGUACGACUAACGGAUAGGCAACCCCUUACUAAAAAAGCUUUGUGA